CUAUUAUUAUUAAUUUUAUUUUUCCUCCCCAAUCUCUUCUUCUUUUUGCAUCCACUGAUUCUGCGUUCUUUGUUUUGUGGAAUCAAAGCUUCGCCGUUGACCAUGAUUCUCCGGUCAGUAUUGGUCUUGGUUCUGUUGGUGGGGGUUUUAUUCCGUGCAUCGCAAUCUUUGCGUUUCGAUCUGCAAUCGGGACAAACUAAAUGCAUCGCCGAAGACAUCAAGAGCAAUUCAAUGACUGUCGGAAAGUACCACGUUGUUAAACCUAACGAAGAUCAUCCUUUGCCCGAUUCUCACAAGCUCACCGUCAGGGUAACGUCUUCGUAUGGGAAUAAUUUUCACUCGGCAGAAAAGGUGGAGAAUGGGCAGUUUGCAUUCACGGCGACGGAGCAAGGUGAUUACAUGGCUUGCUUUUGGGCGCCGGAGCAUUCGCCGCCGAUCACGGUCACCGUUGAUUUCGAUUGGAGGACUGGAGUCCACACCAAGGACUGGACUAACGUUGCCAAGAAAGGCCAAGUCGAUGCGAUGGAACUUGAGCUGAAGAAUCUGCAUGAUACCAUUCAAUCCAUUCAUGAGGAAAUGUUUUAUUUGCGUGAGAGAGAAGAAGAAAUGCAGGAACUGAACAAAGCUACAACCUCCAAAAUGUUCUGGUUGUCGUUCCUCUCACUGUUUCUUUGCCUAUCAGUAGCGGGAUUACAAUUUUGGCAUUUGAAAACUUUCUUCGAGAAGAAGAAGCUUAUUUAAGUUCGUAAGACCAUAGGUUUUUUUCCCUGUACUGUUACAAAAUAUUUUGACAAAAAUAAUUUUCUAGGUCUCAUAGCUGGAAUGGGUCUGUGUCAUGUGAAAUGUGUAAUAUCUUUGUGGCUACCUUCUAUAAUGGAUGAAGUUUGGGGAGAGAGUGAGGUAAGGGGAUACAAAAUGACAAGCUUGGUAGUUGUUAUUAUUACCUAUGUUAUUCAUACUCUUCAUUUUUUUUAAAGCAUUUAUAUCUAACACA
Molecule: messenger RNA, 994 nt
Organism: Gossypium raimondii (Peruvian cotton)
Lineage: Eukaryota; Viridiplantae; Streptophyta; Magnoliopsida; Malvales; Malvaceae
Product: transmembrane emp24 domain-containing protein p24delta9
Exons: 4
Coding region: 103-741 (212 amino acids)
Biological process (GO): endoplasmic reticulum to Golgi vesicle-mediated transport; Golgi organization; intracellular protein transport
Cellular component (GO): COPII-coated ER to Golgi transport vesicle; Golgi apparatus; endoplasmic reticulum-Golgi intermediate compartment
Source: RefSeq, a predicted model, not a curated record